Molecule: messenger RNA, 1769 nt
Organism: Amborella trichopoda
Lineage: Eukaryota; Viridiplantae; Streptophyta; Magnoliopsida; Amborellales; Amborellaceae
Product: F-box protein At5g49610
Molecular function (GO): protein binding
Source: RefSeq, a predicted model, not a curated record
CUGCCUUUGACACUUUCCUGUCCCUAGGAAACGUCCCUGAGACUCUUUGAUUCUUUACAAGAAGCGUCUUUGAGGCUCUUCGUCUCUCUUAAAAGGGGCCGUUCUCUCCCCUCUCUCUGUGAAAGCCCCAUCGCCACUACUACUCCCUCUGCCUCGGUUAGCCCUCUGGUGUUGCGCGACCCAAAAUCUGGUUUUAUGACAAGAGGCAUGGAUCAUAAUAGCCGAGAAAAACUCAUGAAAAUGCCAUUUUUAGCUCAAGAUCUCAUUGUGAAGAUACUAGUCAGAUUGCCUAUCAACUCCCUUCUUCGAUUCAGAUGUGUAUGCAAGUCUUGGCGCAACCUCACCUUCAACCCAAAUUUCAUCCAAGAAUACCACCUUCUACAUUUGUCAAAGUAUAGCUUUUUCCUGCGAGAUUAUGACUUCUCACAGAAUUGCUAUCGAAAUUUUUUCGCAUGGGAUGAUCACCCUUCCCAAAUGAUGCUGGAAACCUUGGAUUUUCCUCCGCGAGACCUGUCUAUCAAAGCCGCCUCAGCUGGUCUUUUGUGCUGCGAACUUGAGGAUGAAAAUCCGCAAUGGUUUGUUUGCAACCCCGCAACUCGAGAAAUAGUCGAGCUUCCAAGUGCUGACACUGAGUAUGAAACAUAUACCAUGGUAAUGUUUGCACAACUUUCUAAGCCUUGCAAUUUCAAAGUCAUGCGCUUGUGUCCACAUGUCCCUACUUAUCCAGACUGGAAUUGCCAAGUAUUUGACUCUCGCUGUUGGGCUUGGACAGCGCUUAAGGAUAUAAUCCUCGACCCUGGCUUCGUUAUAGAGGAUAAGUGUAGUGCUUUUGUUAAUGGGGCCUUUCACUGGACAGUUUGGCAUGCUGUUGAGCCAAACUUUUUUAUCUUGGCCAUCCAUAUUAAUGAUGACAAUUCUAUCGAGUUAACCGAAUUACCACAACCAGUUGCUGCUGCGGCUACCAUUGCAGAGAGUGAAGGUUGUCUUUCUUUAGUCAACCACUCAGUUGAUACAGUCGAUGUAUGGGUUUUGAAUGAUUAUCAUAGCAGGGUUUGGGCCAAGAAAUAUGUGGUGAACUUGGGAGAAUUUAUAGAGGCUCCUCUGGAUCAGGUCCAUAUAAUGGCUUUCCUUGGUGAGAUCUUGGUAAUCGAGAAAUCAGGGGAACUUUUCAUGUAUUAUGUCAAAAGUGGAAGAUUGUCAAAGGUUGCAGUUGAGAAUGCCGUGGAGCAUACAGGAAUCAAAGUUUUCCAAUAUGAGAGUACUUUACUCCCUUGUAAGAAUAUUGUUUGAUCAAAUUAGUUUGGCAAUUAUAUUAUGUUUUCAUGUCUGGAAAACGUUGGAUUAAGUCUUAACUGCCCCUGUUACUGGUACACUAUAUUGAAUUGCUAACCAGGAUUUCCUCUCCGGUUUCUGCUGAUCCCUGGGCUGCUAAUCAAGAGUGAAAUUGAAGAAGUCAACCCUAACGACUUUCUGAGACUGUGAACAGUGUGGGUAUGUACAGAUAUCUACAUUGUAAUUCAACUGUUGACGGUGUUUCUGCGAUGAUGGGGGUUCCUUGAUUGACACUGGGAGAACAAAAUGUUGGUUCUGUUGUUGAGUUGGUUGAGCCUCGUGACUGAUUGUGGUGUCUGUCUCUUUAAGAGUGCGAGAUGUAUCAUUAUAGGUAUAAAUGUGUUUGGCUUCACAUGGAUCUGUGGAUGUAAAAGUUCUUCAUGUUCCUUCAUGGGUCAAUAGUAAUGUAUUUGAUGGGCAUUAGUUGCUGUUAAAAA